AAUGAUAAUUCUUCUCAAUCGACUCCUUGACCGAGCAAUAUGUUCGUUUUGCGCUGCGUAAGAAAAAAUUUAUCCAGGAUCCAAUUCCGCAGGAUAAACAAGAGAAAUUUGGUUAAUAAUAUUGGCAGCGAUUAUGUGGUCAACUCCGGUCAACCAGAUCUGCCUAUACCUAACGUUACACUACCGGAAUUCCUAACACAGUACCAAAAUGAAUUCGAAAAUUACGUGGCAAUUGAGUGCGCAGAAACGAAAAGGAAGUAUACUUUCGGUCAACUGAGGGACAAAAGUACCUCUUUCAGUAAAUCGUUGAGGAAACUCCUUAAACUUGAAGAUGGAGACGUGGUGGCUGUAGUACUAAGAAAUAUUCCAGAAUAUCCCAUAAUAAAUUUGGGUAUUAUGAAGGGAAAUCUGAUUGUUACCCCUGUGAGUCCUGCUUUCACGCCAGAGGAGAUUUCACGACAGAUAAUAGAUUCUGGGGCUAAAGCAGUAGUUACAGAGGUUACAAUACAUCCAAACGUGAGGAAAGCCCUUGAAAUUGCUAAAAAAAAAUUGCCAACUAUCGUGGUCAAAACUGAGAACAGUCAAAGCUCUCCUGAAGACACAAUAAACUUCCAUGAAUUUGUGGAUGCUAAGGUCGAUUAUCCAGAAAUUAUUUUGGGUAAACCUGAAGACGUUGUUCUGAUGCCUUACUCAAGUGGUACUACAGGUUUGCCAAAAGGUGUGGAGCUCACGCACAAGAACGUCAUAUCCAAUGUACUGGAGACUUAUUUCUGCGACAGCGAUUACCAACAGCAUGCUUCAGAAACCCACCAAGAGGUCUUGCCAAACAUCCUACCCUACUACCACAUUUUCGGACAAGCCAUCAUCCACGGUUUGAGUUUGGUAGGAGGAAAGAUAAUCACGAUGCCAAAUUUCAGCCCUGAAAUAUUCAUCAAGUCGCUGAAAGAAAAUAAAAGCACAAUAUUGUACAUAGUACCUCCGCUGGUGUUGAUGUUAACCUACCACGAAGCAGUCAAGAGGGAGUACCUCCAAUACGUCAGCGCAAUCAUGAGUGGAGGAGCACCAUUUGCAGCAUCAGAUGAGGAAGCUUUCAUAAAAAAAUUCGGGGAUAAAAUUUACUUCCUACAGGGUUAUGGCAUGACGGAAUUGGCGUGCGCAGCAACCAACCUCUACCCCAGCAUCAUGGAGAAAGUGGAAUCAUUCAGAGGCUCCAUCGGAAGACCAAUACCAAACACCCUGAUGAAAGUGAUCGACCCAGAGGAUCCAACCCUGAAGCCUCUGGGUCCCAACACGACAGGAGAACUCCUCAUCAAAGGACCACAAGUGAUGAAAUCCUAUCGGAACCUUCCAGAGGAGACCAAGAAGACCAUAACCGAGGACGGUUGGUUGAAAUCUGGAGAUCUGGGGUAUUUCAACGAUGAUGGUUUCUUCUUCGUCACUGAUCGUCUCAAGGAACUGAUCAAAGUGAAGGGAAACCAAGUUGCUCCUGCUGAACUGGAAGGGGUGAUACGUUCUUUCCCAGGGGUGGCAGACGCUGCGGUCAUAGGUAUACCACACAAGACCUCUGGCGAGGUACCUCGCGCCUACGUGGUUGGUGAAAAAGGCUUGGACGUGGAGAAACUCAACGAGUUCGUUAACGAAAAAGUUGCUAGGUACAAGCAGCUCAAGGGUGGGAUUGCAGUCGUUGGUUCCAUACCGAAGAAUCCAUCUGGUAAGAUCUUGAGGAAGGAGCUGAAAGAGGCCUAUUUGAAGGAGGCUGAGUGAGGAGAAUUGACCCAUCGAGCAAACGUCGAAUUCGUUUGGUAAAUUAAAUUUUUUGUUCUUUUUCUGUUAAAUAUUGUUGCUGUUGAGUUUUUCGUAUUUUCCAUGAGUUAAUUUGUUUCUCAUUAAAUGAUUUCCUCCUUUUUCUCUU
Molecule: messenger RNA, 1912 nt
Organism: Coccinella septempunctata (seven-spotted ladybird)
Lineage: Eukaryota; Metazoa; Arthropoda; Insecta; Coleoptera; Coccinellidae
Product: 4-coumarate--CoA ligase 3-like
Exons: 7
Coding region: 40-1764 (574 amino acids)
Biological process (GO): long-chain fatty acid metabolic process; fatty-acyl-CoA biosynthetic process
Cellular component (GO): mitochondrion
Molecular function (GO): long-chain fatty acid-CoA ligase activity
Source: RefSeq, a predicted model, not a curated record